AACAAGACAUCACCUUCGCUUCCCGACCACAGUUGGUUGCAGCGCAGGUCAUUGUCUAUGGCGCCACCGACAUAGGCUGGACGCCCUACGGCCCCUACUGGAAGCAGCUGCGCCGGAUCUGCUUCAUGGAGCUGCUCGGCACCAAGCGCAUCCGAUCCUUUACCUCCAUCAGGACGGAGGAGACCCUCGACCUGAUGAGAGACAUCUCGAGAUCAGAAACAGAACACAUCGACCUGAGCGAGAAGCUGUUCGGUCUCGCCAACGCCAUCGUCUGCCGAGCGGCGUUUGGCAAACGAUGGGAUCGCCGAGAGAGGUUCGUCACGAUCAUCAAGGAGACGUUCGACCUGCUCGGUGGCUUGUGCUUGGCCGACACGUUUCCGUCGCUCAACUUUCUCGACAUCCUCACGGGUUCCAUGUCGAAGAUGCAGCGCGUACGCCGACAAAUGGAUGACAUCCUGGGCGAGGUAAUCAAAGAGCACGAGGUUAAGGCCGCCACGAGCAACAGUGAGCGUGUCGACGAGGUGGACUUGGUCGACGUGCUGCUGAGGCUCAAAGACGAUCCCAAACUGGAAAUUCCCAUGACGACGGACAACGUAAAGGCCGUGAUCUUGGACAUGUUCAUUGCAGGCACAGAGACCUCAUCGACUGUCGUUGAAUGGGCCAUGUCGGAGCUUAUAAGGAACCCCUCGAUCAUGGAGAGAGCGCAGGAGGAAGUGAGGGAAGCCAUGAAAGGAAAGAACAGAGUCGAAGACAGUGACACAUCCGAGCUGAAGUACAUGAAGUUAAUAAUAAAGGAGACGAUGAGGCUUCACCCACCGGCCCCCUUGUUACAAAGACGAUGCAGGGAGACGUGCGAAGUCAUGGGUUACGAGAUAGAAGCCGGCACUUGUGUGUUCGUCAAUGCAUGGGCAAUCGGUAGAGAUCCACGGCACUGGGACGACGCCGAGACCUUCAAGCCGGAGAGGUUCCAAGGCAGUUCCAUAGGUUUCAAUGGAUUGGAUCUCGAGUGCUUGCCGUUCGGAGCUGGCCGAAGGAUAUGCCCGGGGAUCGGGUUCGGCCUCGCCGUUGUGGAACUCGCCUUGGCUAGUCUCCUCUUACACUUCGACUGGAAGCUGCCCGAUGGGAUGAAACCAGAGGAACUCGACAUGCGUGAGACCAGAGGACUAGUCGCAUCAAGGAAAACUGAGCUGAAGUUGAUGGCUACAACACGAAUUCCUCUACCCGCCACAAUCUGAGUCUUGCAGGAAUCAGAUGAAUACUACUUAAAAAUAAAUGUGUGCUCAAAUUAUAUGUGGACUGGUAUAGAUACGUACGGUGGCAUGCAUGAUCUGGCCGUAGUUUGUCUUUCCUUUUGUUGCUGUUCUAUGUAAUACAAUGUACGUUACAUGUGA
Musa acuminata AAA Group (dessert banana) is the source of this 1391-nucleotide messenger RNA. RefSeq names its product premnaspirodiene oxygenase-like. The transcript has 2 exons. Gene Ontology annotation, molecular function: iron ion binding; oxidoreductase activity, acting on paired donors, with incorporation or reduction of molecular oxygen; monooxygenase activity. Lineage: Eukaryota; Viridiplantae; Streptophyta; Magnoliopsida; Zingiberales; Musaceae. The record is from RefSeq and is a predicted model, not a curated record. The coding region runs from base 126 to 1235 and encodes 369 amino acids.